Messenger RNA from Suillus subaureus, 1005 nucleotides. RefSeq names its product P-loop containing nucleoside triphosphate hydrolase protein. Bases 1 to 1005 code for a protein of 334 amino acids. Gene Ontology annotation, cellular component: replication fork; centrosome; Rad51B-Rad51C-Rad51D-XRCC2 complex. Gene Ontology annotation, molecular function: single-stranded DNA binding; ATP binding; ATP-dependent DNA damage sensor activity. NCBI's taxonomy places the organism in Eukaryota, Fungi, Basidiomycota, Agaricomycetes, Boletales, Suillaceae. Gene Ontology annotation, biological process: reciprocal meiotic recombination; telomere maintenance; DNA strand invasion. The record is from RefSeq and is a predicted model, not a curated record. The transcript has 6 exons.
AUGCGCUUAGAAUCAGUGGUUCCUUCAAUUCCUGCGGAACUGGUAGCAGCACUCGACCAUUCGUGCGGCAUCCGAACAGACACCGAUCUUCUCUUCUUUGGUUCCAGCAUAGACAUUAUCAAGAAGUUACCACUCGGGACUGUAACGCUUUCAGACCUGGAAAAGUUCACCGAAUUAGUAGCAGAAAAAGCAUCAGUCCCUGGACAUCGGGGAGACGAGAUUCUUGCCGGCACAGGACGGAUAUCUGAGAAACAUCCUCAAGCCACCUGCGGUGUGAAGGAGCUAGAUGAACUUGUUGGCGGCUUUGGUGACCCUCGAGUCUUUGAAAUAUCUGGAGCCAAAGGGUCAGGUAAAACGGCACUAGUGCUGCAAAUAGUGAUCCAAUGUCUUCUUGCUAAUGCAGAUUCUUGUGCGUUAUGGAUCGAUACAUCCGGUGAUUUCUCUGCAGAGAAAACUGCUCAGCUAGUGCGACAUUUUGAUGUAGCGUUAUCUGGUAAAGUGCUAGAGAGGUUGCAGGUAUCCUUGGGUUUCAACAUCGAGGCAGUGCACGAUGUCCUCGAAGCGCUGCGCAUUUCGCUUUUGAGCUCUAGGACUGUUGAACCAACUGUCCAAUGGAUAGUCAUUGACUCCAUAACCCCACUUCUACUGCCGUCCUUAAGUGCGGUAUCUUCCCAAGGACAUGCCAUGAUGGCAACGUUUAUGCGCCGAUUACGCGAGCUUGCUCGAACUUUCGGGUUAACCAUCAUGGUGAUCAACGGAACAUCAGCAGCUGCACCAUUCAAUCAGAGUUCCGCAUUUGCAUCAACAAUCAGAAAACCUGCUUUGGGUCCUUCGUUUACAUUUAUGACAGAUUGUACGCUCUGGUUAUCGAAGACGGAGGAUAUGCCUGAUUCCGAGGGCUCGUUCUCGGUGCACGUGGCAGAAGUAUUCCGUUCGAGGGCAACGAUAUCAAAGACUUGGUGCACCUUCCAAAUUCGCCAUGGCGUCUUAUCCUCGACCACUUGA